Messenger RNA from Medicago truncatula (barrel medic), 1295 nucleotides. RefSeq lists its product as uncharacterized. The transcript has 3 exons. The record is from RefSeq and is a predicted model, not a curated record. NCBI's taxonomy places the organism in Eukaryota, Viridiplantae, Streptophyta, Magnoliopsida, Fabales, Fabaceae. Bases 139 to 1152 code for a protein of 337 amino acids.
GAACCCUGAUAAUUAACACACCACGUGCAAUUUACUUUACUUUAAUUUUACUACUACCUUAUUCUUUCUUCAGCGUGGUAACCGUUAUACUCUUUAUUACACCACUCACCAAAACUCACUUUCAUAAAGGAGAAGAAAAUGAAGAGACAAAGCAGCACGGUGUCGCCGUCGUCGUCCCGGCGAGAAACGACGCCGGACAAAAUUCACGUCAAGACAAUCGGCUGCAUGUCCGGCAUUCUCCAUCUCAUCUCCACUUCUAAUUCCCGUCGCCACCGCCGUUUCCUCACCUUCGGUAAGAAACAGUCUAAGAAUCAAGUUUCUACCGUCACCGCCACCGCUAAUUUGCCACCAGAAAAAACGAAUGAGAAGAAGAGUAGUGAUGAAGUUUCAACCGUACGAAAUUCAAAAUUAUCACGCGAGGUUCCGAGGAGUCCGACUUUACCGGCGGAGAUUCGCCGUUCGAGUCCAAGGAAGUCAUCGGAGAAUGUUCGUGAAACGCCGGCGUUAGUGGCGAGGCUGAUGGGACUGGAAUCGCUUCCGGCUUCACCGGAGUCAGUUGUGGAGAAGAGACAGAAGCUGCUUGGAGCUUUGCAGAGAUGCGACGAGGAUCUCAAGGUGCUGAAGAAAAUCAUUGAAUCAGUGAGGACUCCUGAACCGGUUUCGUCACCUUCGCCGGCGGUGGUUAAACGAACGGUUGGUGAGGUGAAAUGUUCGGUGGUUAACGGUGAACAACAGCAACCGAGUCCUGUUUCUGUACUUGACGAGUUCACUCGUUCGCCACUCAGUCCAAAUUGUCACUUCGGACGCCAUUCACAUUCACGAAUGCAACAACAGAAGCAGCAGUUACUGAAGAAGCCAGGAGAGGAAGAAAUCAGCAGCACGUUAUAUAUGCACGAGAGAAUGACAAACGAGUUGGUUAGUAAGAAAGUCAACGAUGAAGAUCAUUCAGUUAUGUGGAGUAGCAAGGGCAUGAAGAGAAGUGUAGAUGAGGUGUGUAGGGAUGUUGCUUGGGGAGAAAAUAGAGAGCUUGGAAGAAUAGGAUUAGCUUUGCAGGAUUGUAUAUGCAGGGAUUUAAUUGAAGAGAUUGUUAGAGAAUUAGGAUGCUCAAAUACUUUGCCAUUUGAGUCCUGUAAGAGAAGACUAUGCUUCUGAACUAUAUAACAUUAUUUUGUUCCUUUUUGCUUGAUUGUUGUUUUUUAUAAAUUUAUAUAGUGUAUGUUAUCUAACAAAUUACAUUGGAUUUAGCUGCAGGUUAUUGUUCAACAUAAUGUACAAUCAAUUUAUUUAUUUACUCA